AUGCAUUGUUUGAUGGCGUUUAUUAAAUUACCGAUCUUACACACUGGUGAUUAUUAUGUAGAUACACCCUUCGGAGACCAGGGAAAUCAUGAAGGUCGCAAUUUCUUAUAUCUCAUCAAUUUCAAGGUCAAUGGGUUCGUGAAAAUGACCAAUGAAUGUGCACCCUGCACUUGCAAAAGAAUGACUGAGAAUACUGAACUUAAAAGGAAGUGGAAUUAUUCCUUAUAUGAUAACCGUGGACUACCUGAUAACUACACUGACUCUAAUUUUCUCUCUGAGUUAAGGGAAAACCUAUUUCUACCGAAGCUUCGUUUACGUGACGUUAUAAUCGCCGCUGGGAGCAUUUAUCAACAACUCUGUUGCUUAUGUUUAUUUAUGGUCAUCUAUUUCUACCUACUUCUUGGAUGGAUCCAACCCUGGUAUCUCAAUGUUUCUCACUUCUUCAUUAUAACCUCCGGGUAUGCUAUGUUUUGGUUGACAAAAGAAGCGAAUGAGAAACAAUUCCAUGAAGUAAUUCAUGAAAUUAGAUCUGGUGUAGUAUUUUUCACCUUCUGUCUCCUACUUGCUCCAAUCUUACAUUCGCUUUUAUCAAGUGUCAGUACAGACUCCAUAUACGCUAUGUGCAUGUUUUUCUUCCUCGCCUACUGGACAUGUUUUGACUACAAAACUCAUUGGCAAGGUCAUCCUCGGAAACCUGGUUCAAAUACAAUAUCUUUGAGUUCUGCUCUACUGGCCGCACUCUGCCUAGCCAGUCGUCUACCGGACCCAUACCACACUUUUGCUUUAUUGUCGACUGCUGUUAUUUUACUGGCAUUGUGGCCGACAUUAACGAGGAGGUUUCGCAAUCAUGGCGGUGAUCGCGCACAAAUAUGCUUAACUGUGGUAUCAGGCUCAAUAACUUUCCUGAGUGCUUGGCCAUUAGUGUACAAUGAACUUUCCAUAGAAUACAAAUGCGUAUUUUUUGGUGCAUUUUUAAUCGCAACGGUAUGUCUCAACUUCGUUGGGCCAUGGUAUUUGCUAAAAAUGCAUCGAAUUAAAAGGACAAUUCAUGGACCGUGGGAUGAGGCUACGAUUGAAUAA
Molecule: messenger RNA, 1080 nt
Organism: Trichobilharzia szidati
Lineage: Eukaryota; Metazoa; Platyhelminthes; Trematoda; Strigeidida; Schistosomatidae
Source: the annotation of a GenBank genome assembly